GCAGGAUUUUUAUGUCACGCACUCGCUUCUUUAGCUUUUAGCUGGACGGCUAACAUCAACAUGAUGCUCAUAUUCUGAUAUUAAGCAGAAAUCAAGGAACAGACAGGGCUGAAUGGGAUAGACGGCAGGCCUUUGCCUGGAGCCACAUGAACCAAGAUGCCUCAGAACAUCCUCAAGAGCACUCAUUACAUUGAGCUGGGCAGUUAUCAGUACUGGCCUGUGCUUGUGCCGAGAGGGAUUCGAUUAUACACCUAUGAACAGAUCCCAGUGUUUCUGAAGGAGAAUCCGUACAUCACAGAUGGAUACAGAGCACACCUGCCAUCCAAACUGUGCCUCAAAAGCAUAUUCAUUCUGUCCAAUGAGACGGUGAACAUCUGGAGUCAUCUGCUUGGGUUCCUGCUGUUCUUCUCGCUGGGAGUGAAUGACAUGGCCACAGUCCUGCCGUCUGCGGGGGCGUCACAAGAGGACUAUGUCAUUUAUUCAAUAGGACUGUUUUGUUUUCAGGUUUGCAUGCUGUGCUCUGUGGGCUAUCACUUGUUCUGCUGUCAUCGCUCGGAGAAGACGUGUCGCCGCUGGCUUGCUCUGGACUAUGCUGGAAUAUCUGUGGGGAUUUUGGGAUGUUAUGUGCCUGGAGUCUUCUAUGCCUUCUACUGCAACAGUUUUUGGAGGCAGGUGUACCUGCUGACGGUGCUGGCGCUCAUCUUGGCUGUGUUUGUGGCUCAGAUUCAUCCGCUCUACCUCACACAGCAGUGGAAGAAACUGCGCUCUGUCAUGUUCUGCUCUGUGGCCGGAUACGGCAUCAUCCCAGCCUGCCACUGGGUCUGGAUCAAUGGAGGAUUUGACUCUGAAAUCGUAAAGGUGUUUUUUCCUCGAGUCAUGAUCAUGUAUUUGAUUGCCGCCUCAGCAUUCCUUUUCUACGUCAGUAAAAUCCCAGAACGAUACUUUCCAGGUGAAUUGUCUAUUCUAAAUUGCUGUAUUUUAUUAAAGGAAUAGU
Messenger RNA from Sinocyclocheilus anshuiensis, 994 nucleotides. RefSeq names its product progestin and adipoQ receptor family member 3-like. The record is from RefSeq and is a predicted model, not a curated record. The transcript has 6 exons. Gene Ontology annotation, cellular component: membrane. Bases 157 to 993 code for a protein of 278 amino acids. Lineage: Eukaryota; Metazoa; Chordata; Actinopteri; Cypriniformes; Cyprinidae. Gene Ontology annotation, molecular function: signaling receptor activity.